This is a messenger RNA of Naegleria gruberi, 3747 nucleotides long. RefSeq lists its product as uncharacterized. The coding region runs from base 1 to 3747 and encodes 1248 amino acids. Lineage: Eukaryota; Heterolobosea; Eutetramitea; Acrasida; Naegleriidae. The record is from RefSeq and is a predicted model, not a curated record. The transcript has 2 exons.
AUGUAUUGCAACAAACAUUGUAUUACAAUCUUACUUGUGAGCACUUUAUUGUGUUUACUUAUGAUUGAAAGUGUGUUGGUUUUUGGACAAUGCCCAUAUCAACAAGCUGGUCUAGUCAAUUUUAAUACUUUGACUGGAUGGAAUGUAGCAAAUUCUGAUAUUGUUAUCUCAAACGCUGUCAAGAUGAAUGUCUCUCCUCCCAAUAGAUUACGUUCGAUUACGGUCAAAUCAGGUGGUUCUUUAAUAUUUGAUAAUGUAAAUUUGAGCUUGGAUUUGAAUUUUAUUAGAGUUGAAUCAAAUGGUAGUUUUAUUAUGGGAAGUUCAAGUUGUCCAAUCACUUCAAAGGUUGUUGUUACAUUCUAUGGCGAUCGUGUGAGCAGUUCAGUUAAUGACAUUGGUUCAGAUCCAUAUGAUGGAGCAAGUUUGGGUUCUAAGGGUAUUGCAUUCUUAAGUGGUUCAAUUGUUCAAAUGUAUGGUAAAGUUUAUGGUCCAAGUUGGACAGAAAUUGUUAAGAAUGCAUCCAAGGGAAUUAAUCAACUUGAGUUGAGAGAUGCCGUUACUUGGAAUGUUGGUGAUUCUAUUGUUGUUAGUUCUACUGACUAUGGUGAGGUGUAUGAUUAUAGAGUUGAAAAGAAUGCUUCCUUGGGAUGGAUUAGAGGAGAACCAUUCCCAAAUCAAAAUGAAGAACGAAAGAUUAUUCAAUUAUUGAAUGGUAAUAAGACUGUUGUUCUUGAUAGAGCAUUGAACUUUACUCACUUUGCAAGUGCAAAUGGAAAGAUCCGUGCAGAGGUUGGUUUAUUAACAAGAAGAAUUGUCUUUAGAGGGGAUGAUUCGUCUGAGAGUUCAUUAUUUGGUGGUCACUUUAUUAUUCGUUUGGUUGAAAAGUUCCAAAUGGAAGGAGUUGAAAUUACAAGAUUUGGUCAACAAGGUUUAAUGGGAAGAUAUAGUUACCAAAGAUGUUUUGUUGUUCACGAUACUAAUUAUAUUCUUCUGAAGAAUAAUGUUUGUUAUCGUGCUUUUGGUCAUAUGUACUUUUUAGAGGAUGGUUCUGAAGUAGGAAACGAAUUUAACAAUAAUUUGGGCGUUGACCCCAUUCCAAUCUCAAGAGAAAAUCCUCGUCAAAUCAUUUUAUCUGAUUCUGAUGUUUCAGUAUUUUGGAUUACGAAUCCAAACAAUACAUUCGUUGGUAAUCAUGCUGUUGGUGGUCGUUUCCCAUUUUGGUUUACAAUGCCAACAUUCCCGACUGGAUUGAGUGCAAACAGAUAUGCAGCUGGUUCUGUUAAUCCAAGAACUGCUCCUCCAAAACCAUUCGAAAACAAUGUUGGCCACAGUUCAUCAGGAAAUGCUCUCCAUAUAGACGAUAUGGAAAAGGCCAAUGGUUCGACUGAACAGGCAGGAUAUUACCCUCCUUCUGGAGUAACUGAGGCACUUUAUGUUGGAUUCAUUGCUUACAAGAAUAGAGGUUAUGGAUUGUGGUGUAGAGGUGGAUUGUUACGUUUCAAAAAUUUAUACUUGGCUGAUAAUAGAGUCGCAAUGAAUUCUCCACCUGGUCCGAAUAUUAUUCAAGAUAGUAUCUUUAUUGGUGAAUCUGAAAAUGUUGGUGAAUAUUCCUUUAGACCUAAGAUUGAUAAUGGUAACAGAACUAGACCAGGUCAAUAUAUUUCUUCUAAUUUGGAUUUAAUUAAGGGAUAUGAAACAUAUGAUAAUGGCGGUCCACAAUAUUUAAGAAAUAUUACAUUUAUUAACUUUUUAACCGAUUCUUACAAAUACGCUGGUGCACUCUCAUCAUUGAAUAACAACUUUAAGCUUCAAACAAAGAAUAGAUAUUCUGAUUUGAAAUUUGUCAAUGCCAAUAGAUAUAUGGUUUUCCCAUGGAACUAUCCAACCACUUAUGAUAAUCAGAAAGCCAUUGCAUUGAUGGAUGUCGAUGGAUCCAUUACAAAUAUUUCAUCUAUUGGAGGAUGGAUCACUGGUAACGAAUCAAUCAUGUUAUUCCCUCAAUGUCAAGCAAGAAAUGACUGGAAUGCUUACCAAUGCCCAUUCUUUGGUGAAUCAUUUUCUCAAUUCCGUGUUUUGAAUUAUAACUUUACUGGCAUGAACACAACUGGAAGUGAUGGUAUUAGUAGACCUGAUAUUAUUAACACAGGCAAGGCAGUUACGAGAAUGAUCGUUGUUGAUUUAUUGAGAAAUCGUCAAUCGAAUGUUAUUGGCGCUAUUGCAAAUGGUUUAUAUUACAUGCUUAGUAAUAUGAUAGCCAGAGGAUUUUACGGUAUUCGUUGGCCUAAUGAUAUUCCAACACCAAAAGAUUUGAGCUUUUUCCUUGACUCUGGUGCCACAAACGAUUGGAUUGUAAUUGCUAUUCAAUACCCAAAGGGAACGAUUUUCAAUAUCAGAUAUGGUAACUCAAUUAAUAUGACUAGAACCACUAGUUUCUCAACCAUGUUGCAGGAACAAAAUACUUUUUAUUACUACGAUGAUAGCACUGAGCACUUGUAUUUGAAAGUCAAAAAUAAUGCUGCAAGAACAUCAUAUAGAGUGGUUGAUACCUUUGUUGAUUACUAUUCAGGUGGUGUCUUUUAUGUGAAUGCUACAUGUCCAAAUAAUAACUGUGCUCCAUCAAAGUUCAGUAAUCCAAUUAAUCCAGUAAGUACCUACAAGGCUCUAAUGAGAGAGGAUCGAUAUGUUGGGCGAUUAGAAGCAAGUCAACAAGCUAGUGUAAAACCUUUGGCAGCCAACUCUGCUAGUGGAGGUGGAUAUGUGUUUGCUUUUUUCAAUAAUAGGACAAAUUCUCUCGAUUUUACACUUCAACAUAAUUUAAAUAGUAUUGUAACAUCUAUUGAUAUUGGAUUUGGACUUCCUGGAAAGGAGGAGUACAUUGCUGACUCUAAUAUUGUUCCAUACUCCCAAAGUAGAUUUGGAUAUACUUUAUCUUACAAUGAAUGGAACUAUUUACUUCAAGGCAAAAUGUUUGUCAAGUUGUCAACCACACAAAAUCCAAAUGGACAUUUGAGAGCUCAAUUAUAUAUUAAUAAUGCUACAUCCGUUAUUUGUAAUUUACCACCAUUAGUGUCCACAGUCAAGCCAUGUGAUAGCUUGAACCUGAAGAACUCAUCCCAUGUAAUUUCAAUUUACGAUGAAGGAAGGAAAUUAACCAAUGAAUGGUACAUGUACACCUAUAUUCCAUCAGAUGUUAGAAAUAGUUUUUUGAAUGUGACUUACUCUCCAGCAAUUUGUGGAAAUUCUUCAAUACAUUUUGGUUUUAGAAAGGGUAAUAUUUCAUUCAAUAAGAUUGGUUCCAAUAGAAUCAAUGUUGAUACCAGUAUCUUCAAAUACUUUGAAUUCUUUAUCAAGACUGUCAAUAAUACAGGUCCAGUCUCAGGUUUGACCCUCAUAUUUGGAUAUUUGAAUGAUACCAAAGUGGUUGACUUUGCCAAAAUCACCACCCAAUCCAAUCACACUCAAUAUCUCAGAAUUGAUGGUACUUCCGUUACACGUAUAAGAAUUCCACUCACUGAACUUGGUUUUGCUCCUAUCCAAAAUGUUCAAAGAAUAGUAUUCUAUUUAGCAGACCAAACCAACUUUGUCGAAUUCCUUUUGGAUAAUAUGAGAUUUGUUGGAGUUCCAGCAACUAGUGAAACAACUGCAAGAUCAAUGACAGUUUCACAAUGCAAAUACUUUGGUGGCGUUUCAUCAUGUGGAAGUUUGGUCAAUCCAGACCCAGAUCCAUUCGGUAUUAGAAAAUUAUAA